Haliotis rubra (blacklip abalone) is the source of this 10978-nucleotide messenger RNA. RefSeq names its product multiple epidermal growth factor-like domains protein 6. Gene Ontology annotation, molecular function: protein binding; calcium ion binding; scavenger receptor activity. The record is from RefSeq and is a predicted model, not a curated record. NCBI's taxonomy places the organism in Eukaryota, Metazoa, Mollusca, Gastropoda, Lepetellida, Haliotidae.
CCUUUGAACUCUGGUGGCAAGCCUCGAUGUGGUGGCGCGCGUUGUGAACGUACCGUCAUUUAGGAUCUACUCUCUCAGCUGUGGAGAGAGUGAACGAAGAAGGGGGUAGGUCGCUCUGUCUAUCAGCGUCCACGAUGUGUAUGGGAUAAGCGUUCUGUCUUUUAAGACGCUGAGCGAGUUGUCGUGAUACUGUGGAAAGUUUGAGCGGUUACUUCUUAGGGAGUUGUGUGGGAUAUACCCGUGCUAUAAGCUUCCAGGCAAUAGGUGCUCGUUUUACGUGACCCUCCUCCGAAAUCGGGAGUACUGGGGUAUUUCGGAGUUGAGGAAGCGCACGUGAGUUUGUGAGCGUCUUAAAGUUUAUUUUUUGGAUUAACAAAGAUUUGCCCCAACCAUGGAGGGGCGCUACUUGUCUGUGAUGUUCCUGAUCGUGACAUGUGUCAUCUGUAUUGUCCUAUCCGAGGGAGCUGACAAGCCAGUGGAGAUCGAACAGAAUAAGAUUCGUGUGACGGACCAUCAGCGUGUUCGGACAGACACCAGAAGCCGACAAAACGCCGACAGAAGGAGAACGGCGUAUAAUACACGAGCUAGACAACAUUUAGAACGCCAGAGACAACUCCGGCAACGACAGUUAGCUCGGCAACGUCAAGAUUACAGAUAUAAACAAAGAUUAGGGUCGAGGAAUCGUCAAGCUGACGCACGUCGUCAGCAACAACAGAAGCAGCAGCAACAACAGCAAGAUGCUCGGCAAAGACCAGCUUACAAGUACAACCCCUUAAAACCCCCGUCAAGACAAACCAUACCGAGACAAAGGCCUGUAAGACUUCCGGUCAGACAAAAUCAGCCAAGACAAGCCCCAGUUAGACUAAGUCAGCCAAGACAACAAUAUAAUCCAAGACAAAAUUAUAAUCAGAGGCAGCAACAGGGCUAUGUUGCUCGCCUCCCGCAACCUUCUCCUUACAGACAGCAGCUCCGUGACGCCUCAUCCACGAAGGAAACCAAGGGUUUGCCUAUGCCAGAUCCGAACACAGGAUUCGUGCUGCAAACGGGGAUGCCUAACGUGUGCCCCUACCAGGACGUGGAAAUGGUGAAGGUGAGGCAGCCCUGUGUCCAGGCCUUCACUCGCCUCGUCAAAGUCUGGAAACCAAACUGCGGAUAUACUCACAACUGGUGUGUUGGAUACGAACGAAGGACUCACUACUACACCACAUACAAGGAGCGGCUCCAGCCCCAGCACCGCACCAAGUUCCGGUGUUGUCACGGAUGGCAACAGCUCGCUAACGAAGGCUGCAUGUACAGGAGCUGUAACAAUGCUGUGUGUUUCAAUGGAGGUCAGUGUAACGGAGGCUACAGCCAGUCCUGCGCCUGCCCACAAGGAUUUCAGGGACCUCGAUGCCAGUAUGAUGUCAAUGAAUGCAGCAUCAACAACGGUGGCUGUCAUAGUGAUUGCAGCAACACCAUUGGCUCCUUCCAGUGCAAGUGUCCUAGGGGCUUCGAACUCACUGCAGAAGGAAAACAAUGUCAAGACAUCGAUGAAUGUGCUAACCAUAACGGUGGAUGUCAACAUAAGUGUCUCAAUACUAAGGGCGGCUUCAGCUGUGAAUGCCCCAAGGGUCAAAGGCUACAUGCUGAUGGCCGAACCUGCAUUCGUGAGAAAAUCACCAGGAAACCCCUGGCGGACCUACAAGUUGAUCCUGUACGUAACAGACAAAACCCGUUCUACGGGAGUUACUAUGGUUACCAAGAUCAUCGUCAAAGACAGGGGAAUUAUAGGACAAUUCACGGGGAAAACGAGGGUCGGUAUCAGACACUCAGCGGGAGACCUCGGUAUGACAACAAACCUAUAUUUAGCAGCAGUUCUCGUCACCGUGAGCUCUACAAUAUUCCUCACAAACAGAGAGUGUCCAAGCCGGUGACUACAGACAAUCGGGUCUCCAAGAAACCUCCACCAAAACAAGUGAAACCUAAGCUGGAACAGAAGGCACUAUAUUCCAAACAAGGAGACAAGUCAUACAUUGCUAUGCUUGAUAUGAAAGUCACUGGGACCGCUGUGUCGGGCUGUGGACAGAAUAAUGGAGGCUGCCAACACAUCUGCGUUGACGGCUACAACGGGCACUUCCACUGCCGAUGUCGUGAGGGUUACCGACUUGGCCGUGAUAUGAGAACAUGCGAAGAAGAGAACCCCUGUCGCCGACGUAAUGGCGGAUGUGAACACAAGUGCGUCUCCUCCAGUGGUAGAGCAACUUGUCAGUGCUUCGCUGGCUUCAGGAUCGCUUCAGACUCUCGGUCUUGUAUCGAUAUCAACGAGUGUGAGAUCAGCAAUGGUGGGUGUUCCCAAGCUUGCGUCAACACCAAGGGGUCCUUCGCCUGUACCUGCACCCCAGGCUUCCAGCUUGGCGUGGACGGCCGUUCCUGCUACAAGGCCCCAGCAGUUAAUGAGUCUAGACCCAAACAGGAGGGUAAAGGAUCCAGUCGCAAAGGGAAACAAAGAUAUAAACAAAAAGAUAAAGGGAUCGAGAUGGAAGUCAUUGACAACUGCGCAGUCAACAAUGGAGGCUGUGCCCACAAGUGUCGCCAUGGUGCCGGUGGCGCCAUCUGCUCAUGUCGCAAGGGAUACAACCUACAAGCUGACAGAAAAACAUGUGAAGAUAUUCAUGAGUGUGAGACAGGAGACAACUGCUGUACCCAGUCCUGCAACAACAACCCCGGUGGCUACACCUGCGGUUGUCAGACCGGCUUCCUCCUCAACAGAGACGGUUGUACAUGUGAUGAUGUGGAUGAGUGUCUGUCGGACAAUGGUGGCUGUGAACAGCUAUGCGUGAACUCAGAGGGCUCCUACAGCUGUGCCUGCAAACAAGGCUUCGACCUGGAGAGGGAUCGGCGGCGAUGUCGAGCUAAGCAGGUCCGUGUGGAGGACCUUGGGCCACAACGAGGAGAUCUGCCCUUCCCCCGCUUUGAGACGUCACCACGCCCCGUCAUCCCCGUUAACGACAGCUACAACAUUCUCUUGUCUCAGGAGCUUGCUGAGGCCACCACCAGCUACACCCCACCCGAUCUCCCCUACAAUGACAACAGUGCUGUGGACAAGUCAUGUAUCCCAGGAUCCUUUGGUGCCGACUGCCUCCUCACCUGCAGUAACUGCCUGAACGGUGCCAAGUGCAGCGACAAACAAGAUGGCUGUGUGUGCACGGCAGGAUGGAUCGGAGUCACCUGUAAUGAGUCUUGUCCAGAGGGUAACUAUGGCGAUGGCUGCAACAGGAUGUGUACCUGCGAGAACAGCGGCACCUGUGACCAUGUGACAGGCAAGUGCCUCUGUCCACCAGGGGUCGCUGGUGACCGAUGCGAAGAUGGCUGCCCACCAGGAUACUUCGGUGAAAGAUGUGACAAGAUGUGCCCCAAGCCCUGCACCAACGGCUACUGCAACCGCGUAUUUGGCUACUGCGAGUGCGACCCUGGCACGUACGGUCCCGCCUGCAACCAGCCCUGCCCUUCUUUCACCUGGGGAUCCAACUGUGUGGAGCAGUGUAACUGCAACACUGAGAACACCAAGAAGUGUGACCCAGAGACUGGCGACUGCUACUGUAAGCCUGGCUACCAUGGGGACAGAUGUGACUUCCAGUGCCCACAAGACCGUUAUGGACCUAGUUGCAGUAAGAAGUGUGACUGCCCUGCGGACACUAAGUGCAACCACGUGACUGGCUACUGUCUGCGAGACUGCCCCUCCGGAUGGUUUGGCCAGCGCUGUGAUGAACCAUGUCCUGCAGGCAAACAUGGGGAGAACUGUUUGCUGGCGUGUGACUGCGGGGGCAGUCUGUGUGACCCCGAGACUGGCGUGUGUUCGUGCAAGGCUGGUAAAACGGGCAAGAAAUGCCAAGAACCAUGCCCAGAUGGAAGCUGGGGCAUCAACUGUGGCAAAAAGUGCAGCUGCGAGAACGGCGCCACCUGUGACACUGUGUCGGGCGAGUGCAUCUGCCGCGCUGGCUGGUACGGACCUCACUGUCGCGAAGGGUGUCCUAAAGGCCGAUUUGGAGACCAGUGCAUGAGUCGAUGCAUGUGCGAGAACAACGGCACCUGUGAUUCGGAGGAUGGGCGAUGCACGUGUAAACCAGGAUGGACUGGACAGAUCUGUGACAGAGCCUGUCCCCCCGGCACGUUCGGAGAAAACUGCUUCCGGAAGUGCUACUGUCGGAACAGUGCUGAAUGUGACCCAGAGACUGGGGAGUGCCUCUGUACCCCUGGAUGGAAAGGUGUUGGGUGCGAUGAGAAGUGCCCAACUGGUACCUACGGUGCUGGUUGUCUUGAACGAUGUCGCUGUCUGAAUGGUGCCUCAUGUGAUCACAUCUCCGGUGUGUGCUUCUGCUCUGCUGGGUGGCGUGGGAGGUUUUGUGGGAAGGCUUGUCCGGAGGGAUUCUUCGGGCAGGAAUGUCAGAGCAUCUGUAACUGUCCCCGCAGUACGGAGUGUGAUCACGUGACCGGACACUGUGCAUGUGCAGCUGGCUUCAACGGAGGCGAGUGCGACCAGCCUUGUCCAUUUGGGAUGUUCGGACCCAACUGUGACCAACAUUGUAGCUGUGAUAAUGGAGCUCCAUGUGACCCUGUUUCCGGGACUUGUCAGUGUAGGCCGGGAUGGAAGGGUGCCCGAUGUGAAGAAGCCUGUCCCGAGGGCAUGUAUGGCGAGAACUGCAUGCUGCGCUGCUUCUGUUUACAUGAGGGGACGUGCAACCACAUCGACGGCAAGUGCAAUUGUCCUGAUGGGUGGACCGGAACUGCCUGUGAGAGAGCAUGUGACCAGGGCUUCCACGGCCCCAACUGUGAGCUUCCCUGUGACUGCCUCAACAGCAAGACAUGCAACAGGUUCAGUGGGAAAUGUAAAUGUGAGCCUGGAUUUAUCGGGGCUAAGUGUAAUGAAACAUGCCAGGAGGGCUUCUUCGGUGAGGGCUGCUCGAUGAGUUGUGAGUGUGAGAACGAUGCUGUGUGUGACCCAGUCACAGGGAUGUGCCAGUGUGGUCUGGGCUGGAUCGGACGCACGUGUGACAAGCCCUGUACACCUGGUUCCUAUGGCAACCACUGCAAGGAGGUAUGUGAGUGUGGGGAAGAGCAGCCUUGUUAUCACGUGACCGGGGAGUGCAAGUGUCGGCCAGGAUACAUGGGCAGCGCCUGUGAGAAACGAUGUCCCAAGGGUAACUUUGGUCCGGAGUGUCGAGGACGGUGCGAGUGUCAUGGCGACAUGGUCUGCCACCACAUUACAGGGGAGUGCAUGUGUCCCCCCUGGUCCAAAGGGCAGGGAUUGCGCAAAGCGCGGAGGCAGGGUAGGAAGCUGUUUAAGUAUAAACUCGGUAGGAAGGGAUGGAACAGGAAAACCAAGGACUUGGACGGCUUCUCUCCACUAGAAGCAGCCUCCUGGACUCUGGGUUGUGACGGCAAACAGUUCGGGCCAGAAUGUAAACAAUUGUGCCAGUGUUUGAAUGGUGGUUUGUGCAACAACAUAACUGGCGAAUGCACAUGCCAGGAUGGAUACAUCGGACCUACAUGUGCUCAUCGCUGCCCGGAGAACAGAUAUGGAGAACAGUGUUCCAAGAUCUGCCGCUGUCAGAACGGCGCCCGCUGUAACAAGAGAUCUGGGAAGUGCAAGUGCCCUGCAGGAUAUAAAGGCGAACAGUGCCAGGAAGCCUGCACAUACGGCAUGUACGGUGAAGGCUGCUCCAUGAAGUGCAACUGCAUCCACGGCGUCUGCAACCAUGAGACCGGAGAAUGUCGAUGUGCCCUGGGUUGGAUGGGCCCUAAGUGUAACGACCAGUGUGAGAGCGGACGGUUUGGUCCCAACUGUAACCACACAUGUACCUGCCAGAACGGGGCAGCCUGCGACCCAGUCACCGGCUGCUGCCAUUGUAAAGAUGGCUUUUAUGGACAAAACUGUGACCUAGCAUGUCCCAGUGGAACUCACGGCCCGUACUGCAGCGAUCGGUGUGAGUGUGUCAACGGCGCCCGGUGCAACCCCAUCAACGGCCAGUGUAAAUGUCCACCAGGCUACACAGGAAGACAGUGUGAACUCAAGUGUCCUAAUGGCACGUUCGGGGUCAGAUGUCAAGAGGAGUGCAACUGUGGCGCUGUGGAGUGUGACCACAUGACUGGGCAGUGCCUCUGUCCGCCCGGUGUAACAGGACCUCAGUGCCAGAAUGCCUGCACACGAGGAACGUAUGGGCCGAACUGUCAAUACUUCUGUGACUGCAAGAACAAGGGCAUCUGUGAUCUGUUGACCGGAGCAUGUGACUGCCAGGAAGCCUGGACUGGCCCUCACUGUGACAUAGCAUUAAUCCCUACCGGGCCACGACGGGGGAGACAUCCCUUGGGCAGUGAACUACAGUCGAAAGUAGACACAGCCUUCAAUAAGAACAGUCGACUGAAAUGUUUCCAUUACGUGUGGAGCGCAGUGCCUGAAUAUCACGUUUAAAGUUACCUGAUGGCAUUUUCUUAGGAAUAUCUGACAUUGCAUCAGUUCAGUCUUUUGACCGACAUGAAGUGUGGAGAAAUCAUAUUCAUACUGAUGUACAUGACGGUUAAACGGAAGGUUGCCAUGGUGAUAUGUGGCCACCAGUGAGAAUGUGUUGAAAGUGACAUUAUGGUGCUGAAACUGAUCUCUCGCUGUGUAGGUGUUGUAAGCCAGGCUCUGAUUGGACACAGUUCUGGUAUCAUCCAAUGAGGAUGACUGAGACAACUGGCUUUGGAAGCUGAUACAGCGCAAGUCGUCUAUGAGAGUGUAGCUGUGUUAAUGUUACAAGUCUUUCAUUGUAAUAUUUCCCAUUUCAAUGUUCAUGCUUAUGUUCUGUAUGCUGCUCACAGAAAGUUAAGGAUAACUUAAGAGAAGGAAAUAUUUCACUUUAAAAACUGUUAGAUGAAUUUGUAUUAAUUAACAUUGUCAUAAAUAAUCACAUUAAUAAUCAAUACAAAUCAUUGAGUGUGUAUGAUUAAAGAUGUAACUCCCGAUGGGUUUGAGCAUGACCAAGAGAAUGUUACCUGUAUCUGUCUGUUGUGAUACAAGAACAUUGCCCUCGGUCCUCAGCGGGUUCCUGCAAGGUCCUAGGGGGGGCAGGGGGCACACAGGGUCUGGUAUUGUCCUCUUGAAGUCCUGCAAGGUCCUUAAUGUCCUGUGAGCAGUAGACAAUGUAUGACUUGUUUACGACGUCACUGCACUAUGUGAUCUGUUUGUGACCACUCUCAGGCAUAUAGAUAAAGUCAAUAUUUGUUUCUGUAACAAAUAAUUUGCAUUUUUCAUGUUUGUUGAGUAUGGAUGUGUUUGUUUCCUUUAUUUUUUACAGUGUUAUUCUUUUGUUACCUCUCUGUCAAUGUCCUCCCUCCUCUUGAAGCCAGUCGGGAUCUGAACAUAGUCAGGUAGUGAACCAUAUCUCACAUGUGGAAUAAGUGUUAAGAUAUAUAAUUUCGCAAGUGGAAUAAGUCGGGUACAAUAUACACAAUAUCUCACAUGCGCGGAACAAGUGUUAAGAUAUAUAAUUUGACACAUGUUGAAUAAGUCUGGUACGAUAUAUACAAUAUCCUACUUGUGGAAUAAGAUGGUAAGAUAUAUAAAAAAUCACACAUGAGGAGUAUGAUGGGUUUUUUCUCAGUUUAUAUAUAUAUUUGCGAAGUGAACAUCUUGUACAUUUUCUUUUGGUAUGUUUUAAAGCAUCAGCCUUUCAAAGAUGCCAGAAAAUGUGUUAAAGUACUGAAGAUAAGUUUUAUAGACUCUAGCACGACUUCACCGAAGCUAAGUACUGGUGAAGUGACCUGCGAUGUUCAUCUCCUAAUGCUGGCCGUAGAUCCGAAGUUUCAUCAUUUUAUCAUUUGCCACAGAAGAUAUUUUCAUUUAUCGUUUUUUACUUUCAAGAUACCUCAUGAAAGGUGUACAUAAUUUUUAAGGGACUUUAGACUGUUUCCUUUCCUUUGGAAUUCAUAUCCUGAAAGAAAUGUCUGACUCACUAGCAUCAACUGAAUGGCUGCAGCAAAAAUAUCUUGUAUAUCAUGUUUGCUGUUGUGAAGAAACAGAGCUAUUUGUAGUCCAAUCUGCAGUUUGUGUAGUGUGACAUAGGUCACGAUGACGGAUGACGUGUGUCACUUCUAAAACAUGUCACCUUAUCAAGGGGUAGUGUGCUGGUGGCAGAUUAAAGCACCUGCUUUAAAAUCUGAAAACACUUAUUUGAUCCCUCAGUUAUUUUCUCUGUUUUUAGUUCAGUUUGCUGUCCAGUAUGUGCUAGAUUACAACAGCUUGCCUUGAGAGAUCUCACCUCAUUGUCGCUCUCAUCUGUUCAAUGUCAUAGUUUAUUUAUUCCCUGCCAGUUUCUCUGUACUACCUCAGCAGCUGGAUGUGUCAAACCUCACCCACCCACUCACUCACUCAUGCAUCAGGACCACUGCCACCCACUAGACAUGAAGGAAUUGUUGGUGGUUUUGUUACAUAGCUCAGCAGAUUGUUGGUGGACCAACAUAGGUUUCACACCAUUUGUACAAUGAUGAGCCAGUGCCUAGGUUUAACAUCCUUUGUAUAAUGAUGAUCCAGUGGCAAGGUUUAAAUCCUUUUGUACAAUAAUUGCCAAUGCUCAGGUUUAACAUACUUUGUGCAAUGAUGAGCCAGUGGCAAGGUUUAAUAUCCUUUGUACAAUAAUUGCCAAUGCUCAGGUUUAACACCCUUUGUACAAUGAUGAGCCAGUGCCCAGGUUUAAUAUUCUUUGUACAAUGAUGAACCAUUGCCUAGGUUUAACAUCCUUUGCCAGUGGCAUCAGAUAGCUUGUUUGAGAAUCAAUCAGGCAGCCUUAUACCUCUUCUAGUAACAGGAUUUGUAGUUCAAUGACAGAAAGAUCUUAGCUAUUGAAGGUGGACACCUAGAUUUGAGGCACUAAGAAUUACAAAUAGGCCCUAUGAGUUAGGAUUGGGCACUGAGUAUUGAUGACUGGCACUGUGAUUUCAGGGUGAGUGCUAAGGUAUGAGAAAUUACACUAGAUAAUGGUGCAAGAGGUUUUAUUGAAACCACAACAAUUUUAUGCCAUAAUUCUUUUUUAUUAACUGAAACAGACAAAAGCACAAAUGUUUGACACAUCCUUUUAAGCAUCAGUUGACUCAUUUCUUUCGUUGUAGUUGUAAAUUAUGUUGAUGCAUUGAAUGGGUUGCACAGCUCUUAGCAGACAAGAGAGACACAGUCAGAUUCCAGCAAAGUUUCAAUUUACACUUGACAUUAUCCUAGCAAAUAAAAUAGUUUUGUAAAUUAUUCCUCUAUACUGUUUCAUAUUCACUUCGUGCCGUUGAGUUCUUGUCCGGUUUUGUGAAACAAAGCAUAAUGCUGUACAGCCAUAUUGUCCACAGUCGAUACUGCUGGUCUGGUGCACUCAACUUACUGCUGGACAAUACGGUAGGAAGAUCUGUUGGCUUAUCAGAUAUCCAUCUCUACCAAAAUAUGGUCAUACUGAUUUACUCUCUUUUAGACAUGAUCUUUCAGGAAAAUAAGAAUUGGUAAAAAUAAACAUGAAACUCUGAAAAACGUUUUCACGAACCAUAAGAUGAUAAAAUGAUUUUUAUGUUAACUGUAUACAAUAAACCAUUUAGGACAUUUUGCAGAGUAAUGACUUAUUGCAGACUGAAGCGCAGUUGUUGCCUUGUGUACGUAUAUUCCUUGUUGCUGUAAACUAGGAGACCAGCAUAUCACAGACCUGUUGUUGAGAUAUCAGAGAUAUAUUGAGCCAGCUGUUGAUGAUCUACUGAAGUUGUUGGAUCCAGCCAGGUUGUACAUAUGUAGUUUAUUCUGUGAUUGUCAAGAUGGUAUUCAACGGUUGCAGUAUGUGUUUCUGCAAAUCUCUUUAGCUCCCUGAGCAGUUAAUGUCAUAUAUUUUUUGUAGGUGUAUUUACUGAAAUUGUUCAUUCUGUGGUAGAAUUAAGGCAUAGCAGACUCUUCCGGAAAUCUUCUAAAUAAUUUUUGGUGUACAUUUGUGGUGUUUUAAUGUAUAAUUUUCCAGUAUUGUGAAGUAAAACACAUCUGAAGAUGUGCAUAUACGAUCAAGUGAGGUUGUUAACGCCAGAAAUAUGAUCCCAUCAUUUUAGCAAACAGGGAAUAUGCAGAACAGAGAUGUUAAAAACUUGAAAUAUACACCCUACGGAUGUAUGUGGAACUGCCCGAGCAUCAGUUGAUGAGCAAACACAGAUGUUUUGUUUACUAUUGACUGACUUAUUUGUUUGAUUACAUAUUGUAAACUGUUGUUUGAUGUUAAAAAGGUUCUGUUUCAGGCCAGUCUCAAUAAUCUAUGGUAUUACUACCCCAUUCCAUUUUGUUAAGUACCCAAGGCAGUUAAGAUGGAAUGGAGUUAUAAUAGCCUGGACUACAGAGGAUGGUGUUGUGUUUGAUGGUCUGUUCACUAGAUCUGUUAUGUUCCCAGAGAUGUGCAUCCUUGAUAUUUGUACUGCAAUAUUUGUAUUGUAUUUCAUCUGUGUCUGUAAUAAACUUGUAUAGCUAUUUGUAUUAAUUAUCAUAUUUGUAUUUGUUCAUGUGUGCCAUAUGUUACUUCCUCAUAUUGCAUACUCACUUUGAAUUAUGCCAUUAACAUGAGUUACCAUAGUUACAGUGCAAUAUGCAAUCUUACCAUGGAUGGUAAACCAUUUUUGUUAGAAUUUUAACCCAGAAUUGGAUGAUCCAAGGUGCUGGGACAUAGGUUCUGGACCGAUUCAAUUUUAGGGUUUGGAUUAAAAUACAAUUCAGCAUAAAAAUGAACAAUGGCAGUGUUUCUGCUUACGACGUGAGAACUCAUCAUUAGUCCUGCUUGAGUCCUAAUGUACUGAGAUAUAUUUAUUUGAUGCAAUAUGAUGUAUUGCCAUUACCAAGACGCUGCUUUAACUGUAGACUUCCUGUACUAUACUGUGCUAGUCCCUUUAGCAACGUGAGGUGUAACAGCCACACCCACAAUACUAGAGCCAGUGGCUAAUAAAUAUGUUAAACAAUUUCUCA